AUGGCACUUCCAAGUAAAGACGGUAAGGCUGCUCUUGCCACAGGAGAUGCUCUCAUCUCCGCAAUAGCGGCAUUUGUUCCCGAAACUGUUGUAUACGGAGGAUACAUCGUGUUCCUCGUCUUUGCGACCGUUAUCAUGAUACGCAAAGAAGACUGUACAAGAGCUCACCUUACUAUGUACUCAACCUGCGCGCUCAUGUUCCUUAUGUCCUCCACCCUUUGGUCCAUCGACGUCGUGAACAUUAUCCUCCCCAUUUGUCAAAUACUUGACGGGUCAGAGCAGGGCCUCCAGACAAAGUAUUCAAAUCUCAAUGCAACGAGAUGGUUUUGGCAGUCGUUCAUAUUCACUUUGGAGUUCAUCCUCGGAGACGCGGUAGUUGCGUGGCGAGCUUGUGCUCUGUGGAAUCGUUCGCUACUAGUUGUCUCAAUUUUUGCAGUAUCAUUGAUUGCGUCCACUGCAACGGCAUUCGCAUAUUUAGGCUGCAUAGGACGCAAUGACUGGAACUAUCUGACACGACCUCCUACUUGUCAAAACCUGGAGACCGCAAGCUUCUACCUCUCCAUAGCCAUCAACUUCGUCGCGACCUCUAUGAUAACUGUUAGGGCAUGGCAGCUCCGGGAUUCACUCAGUGGGGAUUUCCCACUAUCACGCGCCUCUAGGAAGGGACAUCGGACCUAUAGCGAGAGGAUCGUGAUCCUUCUCAUCGAGUCUGGCUCCAUCUACCUUAUUUUCUGGUUGUCCAAAAUAUUCACGUACAUACGUGACGAAACCACGAGCUCGACAGCUGCCCAACUCGCCGCAUCUGUAAUCAAUUCAACUGCAAACCAGAUCGUCGGGCUCUAUCCUACCGUCAUCAUCGUCCUCGUACACCAAAAGCAAACGGUAUGGGAUACCUCGGAAACCUCGUUCGACCUUCCUAGCUUCCAAGCAGCUAGCCACGAUCACCAUCACCAUAUGAGACGGAGCCACAACGCAAGCGAACCAGUCUCAACCACAUAUGAUUUGGAGUCUUAUGCGGACCAAGAUCCUAGAUCAGCGACAUUCGAAGUGGAGUUAGGGUGUCUAUGCGACUCACCUGCGUCGCCUCGGAAAUCUUGUCGAGAGGGAAAAGCUGACAUUGAGAGCGAGGGUCAAGAGUGUGGUGUUGCAGGACCUGAAGUGCAAUGA
Messenger RNA from Stereum hirsutum FP-91666 SS1, 1167 nucleotides. RefSeq lists its product as uncharacterized. The record is from RefSeq and is a predicted model, not a curated record. Lineage: Eukaryota; Fungi; Basidiomycota; Agaricomycetes; Russulales; Stereaceae. The transcript is spliced from 8 exons. Bases 1 to 1167 code for a protein of 388 amino acids.